UGUGGCGAAUUACCCGAAUUGGAGAUGAAAAUUUUUGCGGUUCUUUUUGCUGUGGUGGCGGUAGCCCUUGCGAGGCCUGAAGCAGGUUACAGCUACAGCGCUCCAAGCGGUCCUACCGGCGGCGGCAGCGGCGGCGGCGGUGGCUACCCCUCAGGUCCCUCCCCACAGUACGGGGCACCUGCCCAGCCCCCCACCAUCCACAAGCACGUGUACGUUCAUGUGCCGCCGCCAGAGACCGACCUACCCGCUCCAAGGAAGCCCAUCGCGGUGGCCCCAGCACAGAAACACUACAAGAUCAUCUUCAUUAAGGCACCGACUCCACCAACCCCAACUGCCCCAAUAAUCCCAGUACAACCACAGAAUGAAGAGAAAACCUUGGUUUACGUAUUGGUGAAGAAACCUGAACCAGAACCAGAAAUCACCAUCCCCACACCAGCACCCACGCAGCCAAGCAAACCAGAAGUCUACUUCAUCAGAUACAAGACUCAGAAGGAAGAAGGUGGCGGUGGAUAUCCGGCCAGUGGCCAACCUGCCAGUUCUUACGGUGCCCCCUCGGCUCCGGCAGCGCCCUCUAGCGAGUACGGAGCCCCCGGACGUUCUGGUUAUUAAUUACUUUCCGUAAAGUAAAUGUAAAUUUGUAAAUAUUACCUCCAAUGCCAGUCGAGUUAUUCUUACUUGUGAUUUUUAAUAUAUCCAUUAGCAAACGAGUUUUAUUGGAAAAAUCACGGUGGACAAAUGUCAUUCUUUAUUCAACGAAGGGAAUGAGAGACAUUCUUGUACGGCAAUUAAAAUCUUUGUACUGUUACUGCACAGUGACGUUAGAUGUUGUUGAAUUUUGUAUAUAUGAUAGUCAAAUGUAAAUUAAGAAAAGCUUUAUACAAAUGUAGUAGCCCUAAGUUUAGUUUUUAGUUUUUUUUAUAUAUAUUUUUUACCUAUCACUUACAAUUGUACCU
This is a messenger RNA of Anoplophora glabripennis (Asian longhorned beetle), 953 nucleotides long. Its product is annotated as proline-rich extensin-like protein EPR1. NCBI's taxonomy places the organism in Eukaryota, Metazoa, Arthropoda, Insecta, Coleoptera, Cerambycidae. The coding region runs from base 25 to 609 and encodes 194 amino acids. The transcript has 4 exons. The record is from RefSeq and is a predicted model, not a curated record.